AUGAAGUUAACAGAACCUUCUGGAUAUUUAACAGAUGGUCCAAUUAACUAUAAGUAUAAAACUAAAUGUACAUGGCUAAUUGAAGGCUAUCCAAAUGCAGUGUUAAGAUUAAGAUUCAAUCAUUUUGCUACAGAAUGUAGCUGGGAUCAUAUGUAUGUUUAUGAUGGAGAUUCAAUAUAUGCACCUUUAAUAGCUGUACUUAGUGGUUUGAUAGUCCCUGAAGUAAGGGGAAAUGAAACUGUGCCUGAAGUUGUUACAACAUCUGGCUAUGCACUGUUACACUUUUUUAGUGAUGCUGCAUAUAAUCUAACUGGUUUCAACAUUUUCUAUUCAAUCAAUUCUUGUCCUAAUAAUUGCUCUGGUCAUGGGAAAUGUACAACUAGUGUCUCUGUUCCAAGUCAAGUAUAUUGUGAAUGUGAUAAAUAUUGGAAGGGUGAAGCUUGUGAUAUUCCUUACUGUAAAGCCAAUUGUGGCAGUCCAGAUCAUGGUUACUGUGACUUAACAGGAGAAAAACUGUGUGUCUGCAAUGACAGUUGGCAAGGUCCUGACUGCUCUUUGAAUGUUCCAUCUACCGAGUCUUACUGGAUUCUGCCGAAUGUUAAGCCCUUCAGUCCUUCAGUAGGUCGAGCUUCACACAAAGCAGUUUUACAUGGGAAAUUUAUGUGGGUGAUUGGUGGAUAUACUUUUAACUACAGUACUUUUCAAAUGGUCCUGAAUUAUAAUUUAGAAAGCAGUAUAUGGAAUGUAGGAACUCUAUUGAGAGGACCUCUCCAAAGAUAUGGACAUUCUCUUGCUUUGUAUCAGGAAAACAUCUUCAUGUAUGGAGGCAGAAUUGAAACAAAUUAUGGCAAUGUUACAGAUGAAUUAUGGGUUUUUAACAUACACAGUCAGUCAUGGAGUACAAAAACUCCUACUGUUCUUGGACAUGGUCAGCAGUAUGCUGUGGAAGGACAUUCAGCACACAUUAUGGAGUUGGACAGUAGAGAUGUUGUCAUGAUCAUAGUAUUUGGAUAUUCUGCAAUAUAUGGUUAUACAAGCAGCAUACAGGAAUACCAUAUCUCAUCAAACACUUGGCUUGUUCCAGAAACUAAAGGAGCUAUUGUACAAGGUGGAUAUGGCCAUACAAGUGUGUAUGAUGAAAUAACAAAGUCCAUUUAUGUUCAUGGAGGGUAUAAAGCAUUACCAGGCAAUAAAUAUGGAUUGGUAGAUGAUCUUUAUAAGUAUGAAGUUAACACAAAGACUUGGACUAUUUUGAAAGAAAGUGGGUUUGCCAGAUACCUUCAUUCAGCUGUUCUUAUCAAUGGAGCUAUGCUUAUUUUUGGAGGAAAUACCCAUAAUGACACUUCCUUGAGUAACGGUGCAAAAUGUUUUUCUGCCGAUUUCCUGGCAUAUGACAUAGCUUGUGAUGAAUGGAAAAUAUUACCUAAACCAAAUCUUCAUAGAGAUGUCAACAGAUUUGGACAUUCUGCAGUAGUCAUUAAUGGGUCCAUGUAUAUAUUUGGGGGAUUUUCUAGUGUACUCCUUAAUGAUAUACUAGUAUACAAGCCUCCAAAUUGCAAGGCUUUCAGAGAUGAAGAAUUUUGUAAAAAUGCUGGUCCAGGGAUAAAAUGUGUUUGGAAUAAAAGUCAUUGUGAAUCUUGGGAAUCUGGAAAUACAAAUAAUAUUCUUAGAGCAAAGUGCCCUCCCAGAACAGCUAUUUCUGAUGACAGAUGUCACAGGUACGCAGAUUGUGCUAGCUGUACAGCCAAUACAAACGGGUGCCAGUGGUGUGAGGACAAGAAGUGUAUUUCUGCAAAUAGCAACUGCAGCAUGUCUGUCAGAAAUUACACAAAAUGUCAUGUGAGAAAUGAGCAGAUUUGCAAUAAACUUACCAGCUGUAAGAGCUGUUCAUUAAACUUGAAUUGCCAGUGGGAUCAACGACAACAAGAAUGCCAAGCUUUACCGGCUCAUCUUUGUGGAGAAGGAUGGAGUCAUAUCGGGGAUGCUUGUCUUAGAAUCAAUUCUAGUAGAGAAAGCUAUGACAAUGCAAAACUUUAUUGCUAUAAUCUUAGUGGAAAUCUUGCUUCAUUAACAACUUCAAAAGAAGUAGAAUUUGUUCUGGAUGAAAUACAGAAGUAUACACAGCAGAAAGUAUCACCUUGGGUAGGCUUACGCAAGAUCAAUAUAUCCUACUGGGGAUGGGAAGACAUGUCUCCUUUCACAAAUACAACAUUACAGUGGCUUCCUGGUGAACCAAAUGAUUCUGGGUUCUGUGCAUACCUAGAAAGGGCUGCAGUAGCAGGCUUAAAAGCAAAUCCUUGUACAUCUAUGGCAGAUGGCCUUGUCUGCGAAAAACCUGUUGUUAGUCCAAAUCAAAAUGCAAGGCCUUGCAAAAAGCCAUGCUCUCUAAGGACUUCGUGUUCCAACUGUACAAGCAAUGGCAUGGAGUGUAUGUGGUGCAGUAGUACAAAGCGAUGUGUUGACUCUAAUGCUUACAUAAUAUCAUUUCCAUAUGGACAGUGUCUAGAGUGGCAAACUGCCACCUGCUCUCCUCAGAAUUGUUCUGGAUUGAGAACAUGUGGACAAUGUUUGGAACAGCCUGGAUGUGGCUGGUGCAAUGAUCCUAGUAAUACAGGAAGAGGACGCUGCAUUGAAGGGUCUUCACGGGGACCAAUGAAACUUGUUGGAAUACACAACAACGAGAUGAUUCUUGACACUAAUCUCUGCCCUAAAGAAAAGAACUAUGAAUGGUCCUUUAUCCAGUGUCCAGCUUGCCAGUGUAAUGGACAUAGCAUUUGCAUCAAUAAUAACAUAUGUGAACAAUGUAAAAACCUCACCACGGGUAAACAGUGUCAAGACUGCAUGCCAGGUUAUUAUGGAGAUCCAACCAAUGGAGGACAGUGUACAGCUUGUACAUGCAGUGGCCAUGCAAAUAUUUGUCAUUUGCACACAGGAAAAUGUUUCUGCACAACAAAAGGAAUAAAAGGUGAUCAAUGCCAAUUAUGUGACUCUGAAAAUCGCUAUGUUGGUAAUCCACUUAGAGGAACAUGUUAUUACAGCCUUUUGAUUGAUUAUCAGUUUACCUUUAGUUUACUACAGGAAGAUGAUCGUCACCAUACUGCCAUAAAUUUUAUAGCAAAUCCAGAACAGUCAAACAAAAAUUUGGAUAUUUCAAUUAAUGCAUCAAACAACUUUAAUCUCAACAUUACAUGGUCGGUUGGCUCAACAGCUGGAACGAUAUCUGGGGAAGAGACUCCUAUAAUUUCCAGGACUAAUAUAAAGGAAUACAGAGAUAGUUUUUCCUAUGAGAAAUUUAACUUCAGAAACAAUCCUAACAUUACAUUUUAUGUGUAUGUCAGCAACUUUUCCUGGCCUAUUAAAAUACAGAUUGCAUUCUCACAACACAAUACGAUCAUGGAUCUUGUGCAGUUUUUUGUCACCUUCUUCAGUUGUUUCUUGUCCUUGUUAUUGGUGGCUGCUGUGGUAUGGAAGAUCAAACAAACCUGUUGGGCUUCUCGGCGGAGAGAGCAACUGCUUCGAGAAAGACAGCAGAUGGCCAGUCGUCCCUUUGCUUCUGUUGAUGUAGCACUGGAAGUAGGAGCUGAGCAAACAGACUUUCUGCGAGGACCAUUAGAGGGCGCACCGAAGCCCAUAGCCAUUGAACCAUGUGCUGGGAACAGAGCUGCUGUUCUGACUGUGUUUCUCUGCCUACCAAGAGGAUCAUCGGGUGCACCGCCUCCUGGACAGUCAGGCCUCGCAAUUGCCAGUGCCCUGACAGACAUUUCACAGCAGAAGCCUUCAGAUAAUAAAGAUAAAACGUCGGGAAUCCGAAAUCGAAAACACCUCUCCACCCGUCAAGGAACUUGUGUCUGAGAAAUGGAAAUCUCUCCUGUAGCUUCUGUACUGACUUACUUUGUAAAUGGCUUCCGUUAAAGCUCUUCUAUAACCUCACGUUUUAUAGAGGCCAAUCUCUAUAUAAUCCAGGGCCCAAGUACAGCUCCCUCUACAUAGGCAAUGUCCCAAGUGGCCAAACAAAGUUCACGAGUUUUAUAAAAAUAACACUCUUGAUGGUCACAGGUGAUAAAGUCAGUUUUGACGACUACUGUACUUUAGGCUUAUCAGAGCUAACAUUAAAUUACCCUGGAAAAAGAUGUAUAUUAUUUCUUACAGCUGGAAAUAUGUAAUUCAUAUAAAUCAACUGUUUAUAUCCCAAGACUUUAAAGAAAGACAUUUUAUAAUGCCUGAAUGAUGAAAAUUGUACAGUUUUUGCCUCAUAAGCAAACUUAGGUCACCUGUAUAUAAACAGGAGAUGAACACAUCCCAAGGCUUAUAAUAGUAUUUUUUUCUCACUGUAAAUGUGAAAGCAAGAUUUUGAUUUAGUGGAAUGAAGGUAAUGUAUUUAAAUGUGUCACAUGACCAUAUCAUGUCCAAACUUGAGAAUGUAACAAUUUUCUACCUAACCAGAAUGUAGACCAGAAUAAGUCUAUUUAGAAUGUGUACCACUUCACAACAGGUUUAUUAGAAUUCUGAGCGUAAAGGACAUUCCUUUCGUCUAUGCCAACUGCCUAACUCAUUAUCAGAGCUGAUAGAGCAUGGAAAAGCCUGUCCAGCAAUCAAUUUUCCCCUUCUUCCAAAAACAGUCUCCAAUACCACAACCUGAAGAGGGCUGAAAUAGUUAUUUUAUAGUAUGCAAGCUUCUGCUCCAAUAUGGUAAUU
Fukomys damarensis (Damara mole-rat) is the source of this 4695-nucleotide messenger RNA. It is a transcript of the gene Atrnl1, whose product is annotated as attractin like 1. The record is from RefSeq and is a predicted model, not a curated record. Gene Ontology annotation, molecular function: protein binding. The transcript is spliced from 29 exons. The coding region runs from base 1 to 3852 and encodes 1283 amino acids. NCBI's taxonomy places the organism in Eukaryota, Metazoa, Chordata, Mammalia, Rodentia, Bathyergidae. Gene Ontology annotation, cellular component: Golgi apparatus.